AAGAGUCAUUUCUGUACAAUUAUUCCAAUUAUUAGGUUGUGUCUUUUUAGAAACUGCUAUAUCAAAAUGUUUAACAUAUUGUACUGUAAUUUUGGAAGAAACCAUGGCAAAUAUUUACUAUUUCAGUUGUUUGUUAUAGCAAAAGUUUCAGAUUUGGUGAAGUCUUCAAGUUGUGAAACGGAUAUCACAUUUAUAAGAGAUGACGUCUUUUCCAAUUCACGUUUAACAGAGGGCAGAAUUCGUACCCAUAGUGGCGUAGCAAAUCAAGCCACGUGCUCUGUGAAAUGUGAUAGACAUACUAAUUGUAAAUCUUUCUUUUUCAAGAGGAAUUCUGGCACCUGUCAGAUUAAUUCUCUCAUUUACCUUUCAACUGCUGGAUCAGUUGCCGAUGAAGGAUUUGUAUACUUCAGGAAAAAUAUGGUGUGUCCUGCCCCGCCGUCAGUACCGAACUCUCAACCUCAGUUUGACGUGAACUCUGCUCCUAACACCAUAGGGACGGUACUGGAGUACACGUGCAGUGUUGGGUAUACGCCAGAGGGGAGUGUCAACUGUCAAGUAGACGGUACAUGGACUCAGAAGUUCUGCACUGAAGACUGCCCCAGUCCACCUGACAUACCAAAUGGUAAGCAACCAUUUGUCGCGUCAGCUGUUUCUAGAUCUCAGGGAACGUCCUUGCAGUAUAACUGUCAGAGAGGGUUUGUACCUGAAAAUGGUCUUACAACUAUAACCUGCCAAGUCAGCGCCACCUGGACAAACAUAGUUUGUAAACGACCAGACUGUCCCAGCGCCCCUGCCUUUGCAAAUAGUAAUCAACUAUUUGACCCAUCAGCAGUUACCACAGUGUACGGAACAUCAUUGCAGUAUGAAUGUAAAACAGGCUUUGUUGCUGAAAAUGGUGUCACAACCAUAACCUGUGAUAUAGACGCUACAUGGACAAAUGUAGUUUGUAAACGUCCAGAUUGCCCCAAGCCUACUCUCUUUACAAACAGUAAUCAACUAUUUAACCCAUCGACAGUUUCAACAGCGUACGGAGAAACCUUACAGUAUGAGUGCAAAUCAGGGUUUGUAGCUGAGAAUGGUGUCACAACCAUCACCUGUGAUAUAGACGCCACAUGGACAAGCAGCGUAGUUUGUAAACGACCAGACUGCCCCAGUCCUCCUGUAAUAGCAAACAGCAAUGAACAAUUUGUCCGAUCAACAGUUUCUACAGUCUUCGGAGCUACUUUACAGUACGGAUGUAAAUCAGGGUUUGUGGCUAAAAAUGGUGUCACAACCGUCACCUGUGGUCUAGGCGCCUCGUGGACAAGCAUAGUUUGUAAACGACCAGACUGCCCCAGUCCUCCUGUCUUUGCAAAUAGUUAUCAACAAUUUAACCCGUCAACAGUUUCAACAGCAUACGGAGAAAUCUUGCAGUAUGUAUGUAGUUCAGGGUAUGUCCCUGCAAAUGAUGUCACAACCAUCACAUGUGGUGUAGGCGCCACAUGGACAAGCCUAGUUUGUAAACGACCAGACUGCCCCAAUCCUCCUGUCAUAUCAAACAGCAACGAACUAUUUGUCCGAUCAACAGUUUCCACGCUGUAUAGAGCUACCUUGCAGUAUCAGUGUAAAUCAGGGUUUGUAGCUGAAAAUGGUGUCACAACCGUCACCUGUGGUGUAGACGCCACAUGGACAAGCAUAGUUUGUAAACGACCAGACUGCCCCAGCCCUCCUACAUUUGCAAAUAGCGAUCAAGAGUUUAACCCAUCGACAGUUUCAACAGCAUAUGGAGCAUCCUUGCAGUACAAAUGUAAACCGGGUUUUAAAGCUCAAAAUGGCGUUACUUCUAUCACAUGUCAGAUUGGUGCUACGUGGACGACAAGUGUAGUUUGCUCAUUAAUCCGAUCAUGUUCUGAAGUGAAGGCGUGUAACAGUCAGUACGGAGACGGUGAUUACUGGAUUUACCCGGCUCCUUAUGGAACUACAAAAGCGAAGAUCUACUGUCGUAAUAUGAACAACGGCGCCAUCGAAUAUGUGACCUUGAAUACUAUAAACGUAGGGUACAAGCCACCCGUAUCCAACAUGCAUUGUGGAGGAGAGGAAUCCCCAGGCUGUUCAAAAGGUGGAGGAGAGACUCGUUACGAGAAAAUUCGAGUCAACAUUCAGACAAUGGAAGUCGACCGAACAGACAGAACAUUUGCUUAUACAGCUUUCGGGAUACCAAGAAAUUAUGGUGAAGCAGCAGAUUGUUACUCAAUACAUUAUGGUAACAUCAGAGUGGCAUGUGGACCAAAAGGAACGUUUAAUAUAGACACGACUGGAACCGGGCUAAUUGUCGACCCAACGCUGUCGUUUCCUGUGACUGGUUGGAACGCCUGGGGUCAGGUGGUCCGAAGGCCGGGUGGUACACAAAUUGACUUACUGUGUGGAGGAUGGAGCGGCGCUUGUCGGCCAGAUAAAGAUAUGUUGUUAGUUAUCGGAUCAACUGCACCAUCCAGUGCCAGUGCCGUCAUGCCGACUUGUUCUUAGACUCAGAUGGGGAUUCAGUUGUUUUCUGAUGCAAUGACUUUUGAAACCACUAUCCGUCUUGAUAUUCCACUGUGCAUGGGCAUGCUGACUACUACACACUAAAUGUAUUGUGGCCGGUGAUAAAGAUAACUUUUUUUUCUGCACAAAAAUCAGUAGCAAAUACCUCUACCCACAGACAAUCGCAGCGCACCUAGAAAGGGUGUGGCACCUUUUAUUUAAUCAAAACAAAAUGUCUGUAAAUCUAUCUAUCUAUCGAUCGAACGUGAUGUCAGUAUUAUUGUCGACUUACUCUCUAGGAAACCACUGUUCACGCUGAUUGUCAACACAUUUUUAUUUAAUAAUUCAAACACUACGUGUAAUAUCGAUUAAGUUGUAAUUAUUUGUCACACAUACAGCGAUAUAUGAAUCUAGCCAAUUUAAGAAUGUACCUUUUAAUGCUAUAUUUUAGACAGCGGAGUAGUAUACUGAGAGGCAUAAAUAACGUUGUUUUUUCUUUCCAAAUUCGAAAAUGAUGGUAGGGGGACCAACUAAACAGCAUUGUAUAUAAAGUGUCUUUUUCACGUGUGUUACCUGCACUUGUCUCACAAUCAAAGCAACAUUGAUUUUUUCACUGUCAUUUUCCAUUAUGCUACGAUAAGUACAGAAUUUUGUUUUACUGUAAAAAACCAAACAAGCAAACCACAAAAAGAAGGGUUUUUUGUUUGUUUUAAAUGCAUUUUAUUCCAUUUUCUUUUCCAAUUUGAACAAUAUAUUUUCUUUCUGUUACAGCUUUUAAAACCAAUAUUUCAUUCUUAAGUCAACCUUUUGUUAAUUGCAAAAUUAAUUUUAAUCACGGAUGUUGACGUUCAAUCUUUAGUAUACUCGUGCUUUAUUUAAUAUGUUCCAUAGGCAUAAGGGACUUCAAUUAAGUUUGAUUUCAGUGCUAAGUGUUAAAAUUAAUUAAUUUCUAUGAUAGUGUGCAUGCUACGUUUGUUAUUUAGUCUGUUGUGCUUGUAUAUGAUUUCUACAUGUAUAAUAACAUUGUAUAAUUUAUUCCUAUUAUUCUUGUUCAAUGGUAUCUUUAAUAAAUACUAAUUAUUAUUGGAAGUGUUAAUGUGAUAUGUGAUCUUUAUCUAUUGUUCUGGAAACCUAUCUCGUAUAGUUGGCCAGUUUUCUCUGACACGUUUAAUGGACAGGAUAUAGUACUGAUCUUUCAGACAAAUAAUUUAACAUCAACUCUUUCAAACCUGAUAACUAACAUGAUAUGAUGUAUAUGCUGGUUUGAAACAAUUUGAGGAAGAGGGAGGGUACAGACAUGCUAUUAUAUGUUCUAGAUAUAAUUGUCAUUACUGUUUUUCACUGACCAUAAUUAAUUUUAAUAUGUACAUAUUCCUCAUGGACUUAUAAAAUGUCCUUCCGUAAAGCACAAGUUAAUUAUAAUCCCGAUUAAUAUAAAAAUGUAUCUACAUAUAAUUACGAUGUGCUCCUUGGAUUAUUUUUGAAUAUUAUUUAUGCCUAUAUUUGAAUUUUAAUAUCAUUAUUAUAUUGUGUUCAUUCAUUUAUUAAUAGACAACAGAACGUGGCACAACUCAUUUAUACUGUUGAUGUAUUUAUGAAUAAAGUGAUUUGAUUUGAAACAUG
Messenger RNA from Gigantopelta aegis, 4125 nucleotides. Its product is annotated as sushi, von Willebrand factor type A, EGF and pentraxin domain-containing protein 1-like. NCBI's taxonomy places the organism in Eukaryota, Metazoa, Mollusca, Gastropoda, Neomphalida, Peltospiridae. The transcript is spliced from 13 exons. The record is from RefSeq and is a predicted model, not a curated record. Gene Ontology annotation, molecular function: metalloendopeptidase activity; zinc ion binding. The coding region runs from base 67 to 2505 and encodes 812 amino acids.